Molecule: messenger RNA, 1078 nt
Organism: Papilio machaon (common yellow swallowtail)
Lineage: Eukaryota; Metazoa; Arthropoda; Insecta; Lepidoptera; Papilionidae
Product: pyridoxal phosphate phosphatase PHOSPHO2
Exons: 4
Coding region: 209-916 (235 amino acids)
Molecular function (GO): phosphatase activity
Source: RefSeq, a predicted model, not a curated record
GAACUAUAAUCUGUAUUGUUAGGAAAACUUAAGAAAACUAAAAUAAAGUAGUGAGAUUUUUCACUCGUACUUUGCGCACGCAAACAGUAGCAACUGGAAAAAUUUAUAUUAGCACAAAGUCAUGGUACAAUGACACAUUUAUGACAUAAUUUUGGUGAAACAUCAUUGUCCUUACAACUGUGGAAGGUUGCGCGCGCAUUUUAAAAACAUGGCGUCUUUAGCAGUAUUUGAUUUUGAUCGUACUAUAGUUGACGAUGAUUCCGAUGCUACAAUUAUCAAUAGAUUACGCGAAAAAAAACCUCCGCCCGAAUGGGAAGCCGGGAACCAUGACUGGACACCUUACAUGAGCAAUGUAUUCGAACACGCGUAUUCCGCGGGCAUGCAUCCCGAUGACAUCCUGGACAGCAUCGCCUCCAUGCGACCCACCCCGGGUAUUGAAGAGCUGAUCACAACUUUAGCUGCCAACGACUGGGAUGUACUCGUCCUGACGGACGCUAAUACCGUCUUUGUUAAUCAUUGGCUGAAGACACAUGGCCUGCAGGACGCAGUCAGUGCUGUAGUUACUAACAGGGCGUUCUGGAAGAACGACCGAUUGUACAUAGAGCCGUGCAUGCACCAGUCUACUUGCCCCCGCUGUCCGACCAAUCUGUGCAAGUCUAUAGCUCUAGGUCAAUGGUGUCAGAAGCCAUAUGCUAAUAUAAUAUACAGCGGUGAUGGUAGAAAUGACUUCUGUCCUGCUACAACGUUACCACCACAUGCGACAGUAUUCCCUAGAAGAGGUUAUCCUUUAGAUGAUCUCAUUAAGAAGACAUUGUCAUCUCCUAAUCCACAAGUCAAAGCUAAAGUGGUCCCUUGGGAAGACUGCUAUCGGAUAUUACGCGAAGUUUUCCCAACUAGAGAUCAUUUAUCUAACUGAAAACUAGAUUAAAUUUAUUUUUUUCGCUAUUCGACUACUUACUAGAGCUCUAAUAAUAUGUCUUAAGUAAUAAUAUUGUAAACUUGAUCAGUUUAUAACUUCCACUGUUAAAGUUAUGAUUCGUGAAAUGGGCAAAUUGACCAUAUAACAAAUCAUGUAAAC